ACCGCAACUUUCCCAAAAUCUGCCUGGACUGAAAACAUGUCUCACAUCUCCUUUUCUUCCCUCUGGCGAAAGCUCUUUCUGGCAUGGAGUGGGGACAGCUAAGGUCUCCAGGCCGCUAAUGAAGUGAGGGAAAGUAGAGGGGAGUCAGCCGAGCGGGAAGAAAGCGGACGACGGGAGCGGGAGGAGAGGUAGACGACGGUCCAAGAUGGGCGGAUAAAAGGAGCAACCGCUCAGCAGCGAGAGGGAGAGGGGAGAGUAAGGCGCCCAAACACCAUGUGGACAAGGGGAGGAGAGAAGGCAGAGGUGGCGCGCGAAGGCUGAGCGCCCAGUCAGCCAGAGCCCAGAUCCGAAGAGCAGAGCCGGUGCAGAGGGGUCCGCGGGCUCUGGGGGUGCUGGACCCGUGCAAUCCGAGAGCAGAUUGGGGCCUUCGCGAGCCCCUCCCGGCCCCUGCCCGCGAUGAGCGAGGCCAGCCGGCUGUGCUCGGGCUACUACAGCCUCAACCAGAGCUUCGUGGAGCCCUUCCAGUGCCCACGGCGCGGCGAGGGGGCUGCGCUCCGGUACUGCUGCGGCUUCGCCGACCUCAAGUACUGCUGCAGCGAGCCGGGCAGCUACUUCCCCUACAAGCACAGCUACAUGUGGAGCCUCAGCAUUGGUGCCUUGAUUGGAUUAGGAAUUGCUGCCCUUGUUUUACUUGCCUUUGUCAUCAGUGUCUGUGUCCUCUGCUAUUUAUUUCUGUAUACAAAGCCUCAAAGAUUAGACACCGGCCUUAAGCUUCAACACUUAGAGGCAUCUUCCACUCAAGAAGGCAAGUGAAAUGGAAAAACCGAAGCCCUCAAUUCAAAUGCAGCAUCACAUACAACACAUGAAACAUACUAGGAAGCUGAUGAUAUAAUUCAAGAAAAAACAAUGGAUGCAACACAAAUCCGCAUUGCUUAUUAACUAAAAAUUCUGUGUUUUAA
Messenger RNA from Callithrix jacchus (white-tufted-ear marmoset), 959 nucleotides. It is a transcript of the gene SHISAL2B, whose product is annotated as shisa like 2B. Lineage: Eukaryota; Metazoa; Chordata; Mammalia; Primates; Cebidae. The record is from RefSeq and is a predicted model, not a curated record.